UCUUUAACACAUGGGGAAUUGUCAAACGGCGGAGGCAGCGACGGUUUUGAUCCAUCACCCGGCGGAGAACAAGGUGGAGAGGAUAUACUGGUCGGUGAAAGCAAGUGACGUCAUGAGUUCCAAUCCUGGCCAUUACGUUGCAGUGGUGGUGACAUCACCGACAUUGAGGAGCGAGAAAGGAUCUCCGUUGAAGCAGCUUAAGCUCCUCCGACCAGAUGACACUUUACUCAUCGGACAUGUUUAUCGUCUCGUCAGCUUUGAAGAGGUUUUGAACGAGUUUGCGACGAAGAAGUGUGUGAAGCUUGGGAAGCUAUUGAAAGAAGGAGGAGGACUUGAGCUGAAGAAGAAGAAGAGGAAACACAAGAAGAAGACGGAUCAAGAAACGGGUCGGAUCAACCGUCAAUCUGAUCCGAGUGAAAAUGUGGCUGAUGAUACGGGGGUGGAAGACGACGGUGGAGAUGACUUUGUGAGGCGGAGCCACAGCGGAGAAAGAGGUGGCGGUUGCUGGAGGCCAGCUUUACACAGCAUUCCGGAACUUGGACCCUCAUGAGACUUCAAAAGCGUAGAUAUUCCUUGAAGCUAUCCGACAACAUUGAAAGUUUUAUGUAAAGCGAUGUUAUUAGUGUUAUAUAUGCUUUAAUGGAGAUUCAAAAUAUGUUAAA
This is a messenger RNA of Eruca vesicaria subsp. sativa (arugula), 662 nucleotides long. The record is from the annotation of a GenBank genome assembly. Lineage: Eukaryota; Viridiplantae; Streptophyta; Magnoliopsida; Brassicales; Brassicaceae.